This is a messenger RNA of Marasmius oreades (fairy-ring Marasmius), 1327 nucleotides long. RefSeq lists its product as uncharacterized. The record is from RefSeq and is a predicted model, not a curated record. Gene Ontology annotation, cellular component: plasma membrane; high-affinity iron permease complex. Lineage: Eukaryota; Fungi; Basidiomycota; Agaricomycetes; Agaricales; Marasmiaceae. The coding region runs from base 59 to 1168 and encodes 369 amino acids. The transcript is spliced from 9 exons. Gene Ontology annotation, biological process: iron ion transmembrane transport. Gene Ontology annotation, molecular function: ferrous iron transmembrane transporter activity.
UUCGGGACUGAUAUAACCCCGCCCUACAGGCUCUCAGACCAUCUUUCUCUUGCCAAUCAUGGCUAAAAACCUCUUUUCUGUGCCCAUAUUCUUCAUCGUAUUUCGGGAAACCUUGGAAGCAGCCAUCAUUAUAUCUGUCCUCCUUGGAUUAGCAGAACAUGUAGCUCAAGGACGUGCCUCAAAUUCGGAUGCGGCCUCCGAUAAUCAAGAGGAUACUGGGACAAACGACUCCGAGCAAGUUCAACGACGGCGACUCAUAAGGAAGCUGAGGAUUCAGAUCUUCCUUGGGAGUGCGGCUGGCUUUCUCAUUGCUCUCGUUAUUGGUGCAGCCUUCAUCGGAGUAUGGUUCACGAAAGCUUCAAAUCUUUGGCAAAAAUCAGAAGAACUAUGGGAAGGCAUUUUUGAGCUAAUCGCGGCGCUCAUGAUAUUCGUUAUGGGUGUCACUAUGCUCAAGAUGGAGCGAGCUAAAACGAAAUGGAGAAUCAAACUUCAGCGAGCAUUCGAUAAACAAGCCGAUGCGAAGGCUAGAACGGGGAAAUGGGCUCUCUUCAUCUUACCGUUCAUCACUGUAUUACGUGAAGGAAUGGAAGCAGUCGUCUUCGUGGGCGGCGUAGCUCUCGGUCAAGCCGCCACCUCUAUCCCGAUUGCUGCAAUCGUAGGACUCAUAGCAGGGUCGCUGUGCGGAUGGCUGCUUUAUCAGUUUGCGAGCCGAGCGACUCUCAGGAUAUUCUUAGUCGUCUUGACCUCCCUGCUUCUCCUCAUCGGUGCCGGCCUCUUUUCUCGAUCCAUCGGUUCCUUCGAACGGCAUGCCUAUAAUGCUUUACUCGGUGCGGAAAUCGACGAUGCUGGAGGCGAUGGACCUGGCUCUUACGAUGUUCGUGGAAACGUUUGGCAUCUCGAUUGCUGCAAUCCCGACAACAAGUUUGGUAGUCAGGGAUGGUCGGUGUUCAACGCCAUAUUUGGCUGGUCAAAUAAUGCGUCGCUGGGCACUGUUCUGGGAUAUGUUUUCUAUUGGAUUGCGGUUAUGGUGACGCUUGUGUGCUUGAAAUUUUUGGAGGGAAGGACAACGUUGUUUGGGAAGGAGUCGGAAGUUGGGAGGAAGCGGAGGGAGCGGAGGGAGGAGUCUUAUGAGGAGAAAGGGGACUCGACGAACGAUCAGCUGACUUGACUUCCAAUAAGUACACAGUCUUAUAUACUUGAAGCCUUGCUUCGAGGGUGUACAGAUAUGCACGUCGUAUACGACGAUCUCAGUCGUGCAUCAAGAAAAAAGCGUCUGUAUCAGGGAUAUAUCAAGAAAGAUCAAGGCGGAAUAGACAAUACAGUAAAG